Fusarium vanettenii 77-13-4 is the source of this 1189-nucleotide messenger RNA. RefSeq lists its product as uncharacterized. The record is from RefSeq and is a predicted model, not a curated record. Gene Ontology annotation, biological process: protein polyubiquitination; proteasome-mediated ubiquitin-dependent protein catabolic process. The transcript is spliced from 2 exons. Gene Ontology annotation, molecular function: ubiquitin conjugating enzyme activity. The coding region runs from base 228 to 902 and encodes 224 amino acids. NCBI's taxonomy places the organism in Eukaryota, Fungi, Ascomycota, Sordariomycetes, Hypocreales, Nectriaceae.
CGCCAAUCGCCGAAGCCGCAGAACGCCCACACCCUCGACCGCCCUUUCCGCAGUUUGCCGCCGCUCGCCUGACUUGAGCCUGACCGAACGUCGUUGGCGCCGGACUCUUACUUGGAACAAACACACGCAUUUCCCAACCACACGAGUUUCUUCGUUCUAGAGACACACAAUCACUUUUCAAAGACAACACCGCAUUUCCGCGAGAAUCGCACACACACUCUUUCAUCAUGGCGCAGAAGCGGCUCAUGCAGGAAAUCCAACCCCUCCAGAAGGAGAAGUGGGUUAAUAUCGAGGCCGACGACACAAACAUCUUACACUGGAGGCUCGGCCUCUGGGUUGUCAACCCCGACAGCAUCUGGCACGGCGCCUACCUCAAGGCCGAGAUGCGAUUCCCCAAAGACUACCCCUACCAGCCUCCCACCUUCAAGUUCCUGACCAGGAACAUCUGCCACGCCAACGUCUACUCGGACGGCAACCUCUGCAUCUCGAUCCUACACAAGCCCGGUGAGGACGAGCAGUCGGGAGAGCUGGCCAACGAGCGGUGGAACGUUCUCCACGGCGUCGAGUCCGUCCUCCGCUCCGUCCUCCUCCUCCUCGACGACCCCGAGAUUAACUCUCCCGCAAACGUUGAUGCUAGCGUCCUCUACCGCGACCGUCGAAGCGAGUACAACGCCAGGGCCAAGGAGAUCGUGGCCAAGUCUCAGAAGGACAUCCCCGAAGGAUCCAGAAUGCCCACUCCCUCCGAGCUCGCUCCGGCACCACAGAAGCCUGUUGACGACGAUGCCGACUUCUGGAACAUGACGGACGAGGAAGAGGACUUUGGCGGCAGUGACAGCGAUGAGGAUAUGGACGACUUUGACGAGGACGAUGAGGAUGAGGAUGACAUCAAGGACCACAAGUAGUCGGUCGAGGUCGUCGUUGAUGACCCGAUUUCCACGUUUUACGUCUAUCCAUCUUUUGGUACGACCGGCAUAGCGAGUUGAUUUUUGUUUGGGCGUUCUAAGAAGUGGGCUGUCCCGGCCAGGACCAGUCCCGAAGGCAUUGGCAUUGGUAUUGGCAUUGGCGGGGGUCGGAGCGGGACAAACUGGUCGUCUUUUUGUUUUUUUACUGCUUUUCGAGAGGAGCAAUGGUGUGUACAUCAUGAGUCAUUUCCCCCAAUAGACAGAGAGAAGGACGUUUCUUCAGGUUA